AUGACUGACGAAUACGCGCUCCUUGGCGUCAAGUCCCGUCGCAAACCUGACACUGCCAUGAUCUUCAGUGACGCAGACAAUAUCGAGCGUCAACUCCAGGCAGAUGGUCACAAGAUCUGGGGCUGUGUAAGCUACGGCAGUACAUACGAGAACGAAGACUACUGGAAGGAACUCCUUUCACGCUUGCACGCACGAACCGUAGACACCCUAGAGUUUUGGGAAGCUUCCAACAUGCUUGACAGUCUGGACUACAAAACCUUCGAUGAGCAUGGUCUAUUCGACAGGGCAAGCACGACAACUAUACGAGAACACUUUAAAAACUGGACAGCAACUGCACCACUUGACGAGCAAGGUCGACGCCGAAGCCCUGCACUCAGUCGUGUACCGCGCACCGCCACUCAGCAGAGCAAAUGCCUCUACUAG
This is a messenger RNA of Recurvomyces mirabilis, 423 nucleotides long. RefSeq lists its product as uncharacterized. Bases 1 to 423 code for a protein of 140 amino acids. The record is from RefSeq and is a predicted model, not a curated record. NCBI's taxonomy places the organism in Eukaryota, Fungi, Ascomycota, Dothideomycetes, Mycosphaerellales, Teratosphaeriaceae. The transcript is spliced from 2 exons.